AUGAAAAUGCUUUCAUCUGACCCAUAUAGUGAGUUUAUAGUGUCACUGAAGGGAGAUGAUGAUGGAGAGGGAGGAUUCAUGUACCAAUGCUCUCUCAAGUUUGGUUACACGGAGAAGUAUCCAGAUGAAGUGCCUAACAUUGAAGUCAUUUCCCUUGAAGGACUUCCAAUGGGAGAGGAAGACCUUCUACUGCAACAUCUCCAGCAGAUAGCUGAGGAGAGCCUGGGCAUGGUGAUGAUUUUCACCCUAGUCUCGGCAUCCCUUGAGUGGCUGGGAGCAACCUGUGACCGCAAGCAGAAAGAAAUGGAGGAAGAGCGGGACAGGAAGGUGAGGGAGAAGGAGGAGUCUGAAUUGAGGCGAUUUGAGGGUACCAAGGUCACAGUGGAGACAUUCUUGGCUUGGAAGGAACAAUUUGACGCUGAAAUGUAUGCUCUCAAAAAGCAGAUCAAGGAUGAUCCAUCCUCCAAGAAGCUCACCGGGAAGCAGUUGUUUCUGGCCAACAAGAGCUUGAAUGAGUCUGACCUCAAGUUCUUGGAAGAAGGUGAUGAUAUAAUCUUGGACCUGUCAAAAAUGGUUCACAUUCUGCUUCAUGAAAUGAGUCUUAAUCAAUUCAUUCUGUCAGGUGAUGGAGAUGUGAAGGCGCCUCCAGGAGCGGUCACAAGUGAGCAGCGUCAUGAGGCUGAGAGAGUCUUCCUUCAGUUUCGCAAAGCCCAAAACCCUUUUGCCCUGUGCUUUGCUAUCUUUGAGCGGAGCACAUCCCAUUAUGUGCUGUUUGAGACAGCAUUAGUGAUCCGGAACUCUGUGACUCGGGACUGGAAGCAUCUCCCAGAGGCAGACAAGGUAUCACUCAAGGAGUGCCUCAUGCAGUAUGUCCUGCAAAGACCACAGCUCCCAACUUUCCUUCGUGACCGCAUCCUCCAUGUGGUGGCGGUGAUGGUGAAACGGGAGAGUAUUGAUGAUGGUGGGGCACAGCGGACAGCCCUUCUCAACCAGGUCCUUCAGCUUGUUUCUGAAGGCAAUAACUCCAUGAGGAUGUUGGGAUGUGCCCUCAUGAACUGCCUCCUCCAGGAAUAUGCCAUUACGCUAAAGUCAUCUGAUGUUGGCCUGCCCUGGGAAUCCCACUUUGAGGCAAAGAAGCAGUUUGAGGUGACAGACCUGAUUACAGUCUAUCGCUUCACAUUGGAGGUGUUGUCUGAACUGGAGAGGUUGGGAUCCCCACUUGCACAAGAACAAGUUGUUCUCCUGUCUCGCUUCCUUGGCCUUGCUGAUUCUGUUCUCUCCUGGACCUUCAUCUCCUACUUCCGACAUAUCCUUUCCAUCAUGGCGGAAGACCCCGUUCUUCACAUUCCUUUCAUAUCCUUGAUGAAAUGUGAUCCACUGCCAAAGAAGGUGAUGAGCACUUAUGAAACGGACCAGAAUCUCUCUUUCCGUCCACCAGUAACCUGGAAGGAUCUCAUUUUAAACCCUGAUGCCAUCCAGCUCUUCUUCAAGCUAUUCCUGAAGGUGCAAGGAGAUGUAGCACUGUCCCACCAAUUGAACACCUGCCUCCUGCAGCUGGCAUCCCUAAAUGGUCCCUUGGUAGCAGAGCCUGAGGACGCACAUACUUACCUGGCAAACUUCCUGCAUGGGUUUUUCCUCAUCACAACUUCAUCAUUGUCUGGGCUGGAGGCGAUGGGGAUCACAAAUGUGUUGCGUCGUCUGCUUCUCUAUUUCCCUUCAUCAUCCAUUGCCAGCCUCCCCAAGGAGCUCCACAACACAUUUCGUGGGCGCCUCACAGAGAUCACUUGUUGCGUCAUCCUCCAGGCCACCAAGGAAGAUGUGGAUGGAGCAGAAGAUCCUAUGUUUAUGGAAGCCCUAGAGCGAGUCCUUCAGGCAUGGAUCAUUCUUGUGCAAGACAUCCAGUCCCUCCCUACUGCUGAAUGGAUGCCUUCCAUUGUCCAGGUAUUUGAGACCUAUGUCCAGUGCCACCUGGUUCCUCCAGAAGGGAUGCGGGGUAUGAGGCGUGAGGAGGCUGAGGAUGAACUUGCUGAUGAGGAUGAGGAUGAUCGAACCAAGUUCAAGGAUCAGCUGAGCACCAUUGGGCUGUUUGGGCGGAACAUUCCUGACAGGGCCAUCCCACUCCUCUGUCGCCUCCUGGAAGCUCGAGUUGUUCGCCUCCAGCAGCUCCUCUCCUCUGGCCAGACAGAUGAGCAUCUCCUCUUUCUCUAUGAAGAUCUGCAUUGGCUUCUCCUAAUUGCUGGAAACGUGGUAUCCCUGCACUAUGAAGGGGAACAGGUGAUGAUCCCCAGUGAGAUUAUGGAGUAUGGAGUAAGACUUUAUCAAAGUCAACAGGGUUCUUCUGGUGCAGAACCCCCACCAGACUUUCCUGGUCUCUCUGUCACACAGGCCCCAAUCCUGGGCCAGAGCCCUGAUCUUCUUCUCAGGGUAUUCCGUGCUGGAAUGGCAGUGAUGGAAGUGACAGCACGUGGCCUGGAAGCAGGCCUAUCAGGAGUUUUGUCACCCAUGCUCACCCAGUCAACGCUGUGGUUCCUGGCCCGUUUUGCCUCAUCCCACCUCAUGCCCACUGAAACCUACUACCUUGAGAUGGCCAUGAACAUUGUGGGGGCAUUUGGUCAGGAUUCUUCUGGGGCACGGUGGACCAUUGAGUUCCUCCUAUCUGCUGUGUCGAGCCUUGUGAAGCGGUGGAGCUCAGAAGAGAAGGUUUUGCUUGAUGCAGUGGAUCUCUGUCUCACACUUGCUGAGAGCAAGGACAAAGCGGGAGUGAUGAUGGAGUCAGAGCAGUUAUGGGGAUUGGUCCAUGCUCAUCAGAAGAUGGAACUUGGAACACUACCUCCCAAGGUUCACCGAGGACUCAUGAAGGUCUUUGUUCUUGCAGCCAGCUCCAUCAAGACCCAGGAACCAAAAGAGGAUUGCUUCCGGAAGCCUAAAGGGAAAGUAAUAUACUCGGGGAUGGCUGGAAGAUCUCGCCUUAGCAUUGCAGAAAGGGUACAAAUAGUCAAAUGGCAUGCUAAGUAUGAAAAUGUGACAGAAGUGCAACAGCAGUUUGAGAAAACUUUUGGGCGUCGUCCCCCAGAACGGAAAUCCAUUGUAGCUCUAGUCAGAAAGUUCGAUACCACUGGUAGUGUCCUUGUUGGUGAAAGAAGUGGCAGGCCAAGAAAUGCUCGCACAGAGGAAAGAACCAAGGCCAUUUCAGAGUCACUCAAAAGAAGACCAAAAACGUCCAUUCGUCGCCUGUCACAGGAGCUGGAUUGCCCUUUAGUGAGUCUUCUGGGAAUUGCACAUGGUGAUGAAUGUGUCCAGCUGCUGAUCCCCAUCACGGAGAACUUCCCUGCUCUUUUGGGGCAACCUGACUUCCUGAAGCUGAGUCAGACAGAGGCAGUGAUGAAGCAGCUCAUGACCCUCCUGGAUUGCCUCAUUGGGGUCAUGCAGGGAGCCCGGCCAUCCACAGCAGAGCUACUUUUCUCUGCCAUCUACCCAAGCCUAACUCGCACUGUGGAUCUCCUCUCUGUCUAUGAGAACCAUUUCCUUGUUGUGGAUCUCAUUCUGGAACUCCUCAAUGAGAUGGCCAUCUCCAUGCUGUGUCAUCUGGACAGGCUUCAAGCAAGGCUGUUCUAUGAGCUGGCCAUCCGUGGGAUCCGGUUAUAUGCAGGGCACAACCUCCGCACUCUAGUGCGGGACCAAGCUGAGGAUGAGGAGGAAUCAUACAAGGAUGUCCUCCUCAUCAUCCAUCUCCUCACCAACAUUCUUGCCAAGGAGAUUGUCUGUGAUUUUGCUUCUGCUGAAAGCAGUGUCAGCAUGGAAAGCAGUGGGGAAGGAACAGAAGAGAUAUCAGCCUCAGCUGUCUGCCUCCAUGGGAUGCACCUCCUCAUGCCUCUUAUCAACAUGGACCUUCUGCACUAUCCCACCCUAUGCAAGGAGUUUUUCAAGAUGAUCACCUUUGUGGCUGACAUCUACCCAGAGAAGGUGUGCACCCUUCCAGGGGACCACCUGCUGAAUCUCUUCAAAUGGAUGGAGGUUGGAAUGGAGGCAUUUGGACCAGAGGUGCUCCAACAAGUCCUUGACUUCCUUCAUGCCAUCAGCAUGCAUCUUGCCUUGCACCCUCAUGUCCAGGGUCCUGCAAGGGACCUUGUCAAGGUCUUCCUCAAGGAUACAUACAAGGAGAUGGUGGAGAACCUGAUAACACAGCAGGGGGAUCCAAGCCGGGCUCAACGGUUAGCCCAGGCCUUCACUGCCCUCUUGGAUGGGAUCCACCUUGUACCUCAUCGUGCCACUCGUGCCAAGUUCCGCAACAACUUUGAAAAAUUCAUCCUUGAAGUACGCACCAUCCUGCCACCUGCAUUUGAGGAAGUGCCUGUGAUAGAUGUCCAUAUGGAGAGUGCAUCUCAGGUCUGGGUUGCACUUGAGAAGGCCAUCAAAACUGCUACUUUUCUUGCCUUGGACUGUGAAUUGAGUGGGCUUGGACCACGACGCCAGAUCAAUGCCCAUAACAUUGAGGAGCGCUACUGCAAUGUGUGUGAUGUUGCCAGGUCUCGGGGGGUGGUGGCACUUGGAGUGUCCACCUUUCGCUUCCUCAAUGUGGCAUUGGAGCCUAGGGAGUGGCGAGGAAAGAUGCGGGAUGGCACACAGUGGCAAUAUGUUGUGCAGAACUUCAAUAUCAGCACACUUAGGAGAGAUGCUUAUGUAGUUGACCCAGAGUCCAUGAAAUUUCUUGUCAUGCAUGGGUUUGAUUUCACCAAGCAGUAUCUCAAUGGCAUCCAAUACUGGUCUGGCAAUGACAGACUGAAUAAAGAGGAGGUGCCAUUUUGCCUGCGAAGGUUGUUUGCCCUCAUAAUGGCUUCAAAAGUUCCUGUUCUGGUUCACAAUGGAUUCAUUGAUCUCAUCUUUCUCUACCAACACUUCUAUGCUGAGCUGCCCAAGACAAUGGAAACAUUCCUGGCUGACCUGGUUGAGAUGUUCCCUGCUGGUGUCUUUGACACCAAGUACAUUGCUGAGUAUAUAUCCCCCCGCAUGGAUGCAUCAUUCCUUGAGUACAUUUUCAGAAAGUCUCAGCAGCUGAAUGAGGAGUUUCGCAGUCGAGGUUCAAAGCACCUGGGAUUGCUGUUCCCACACCUUGUAUCGCCACUCCACUGGGUGGAGGUGCAAGCAUGUAAGCCCAUCUUGACUCCUGGUGAUGGUCGCAAGGUGUGUCAAGACUAUGCUAAUUUUGGUUACUGUCGCAAGAAGGACUGCUCUGAUGCACAUGACAUUGAAUCAUUGCUUCAAUGGGACAUCAGACGCAUGCAGGGGAAGCGAAAGUUAAACCAAUGUGUCGACAUGGAAGAAGCAAUUGAACCAGAGGAUGAAGGUGAAAGUGAUCCUGUAGCAUUAAUUGAAAUGCCCUGCAGUGGACAUUCCCCAAUUGUCUUCACUCCUGGUAACAAGUGUCAUCGAGCUGGCUUUGAUGCCUUCAUGACAGCAUUCUCAUUUGCUUGGUUUGUGACCAGGAGGAGUGACAAUCCACUGAAACCACAAAAUGAGGAAGCCAUUAACCGGAUUUAUCUCUCUUGUAAGGACUUCCCCCUUCAAGUGCGAAAGAGUAAAUAUCAUAGCACAGCAGUUCCCAACCUAGGAGUCUCAAUGAAGCAGCUGGGCAGAAGGACCUGCAAGGACGCCAAUGAGGUAGACGAUGGCUGUAAUAAUAGAGCCAUGGACGACCUCAAGGGAGACACCCAGGAUGAGCUGAACGAGGACGUUGAGAAGUAA
Molecule: messenger RNA, 5742 nt
Organism: Darwinula stevensoni
Lineage: Eukaryota; Metazoa; Arthropoda; Ostracoda; Podocopida; Darwinulidae
Source: the annotation of a GenBank genome assembly